This is a messenger RNA of Ilyonectria robusta, 3036 nucleotides long. Its product is annotated as P-loop containing nucleoside triphosphate hydrolase protein. NCBI's taxonomy places the organism in Eukaryota, Fungi, Ascomycota, Sordariomycetes, Hypocreales, Nectriaceae. The transcript has 9 exons. The record is from RefSeq and is a predicted model, not a curated record. Bases 120 to 2771 code for a protein of 883 amino acids. Gene Ontology annotation, biological process: ATP metabolic process; proton transmembrane transport. Gene Ontology annotation, molecular function: proton-transporting ATPase activity, rotational mechanism; ATP binding; catalytic activity. Gene Ontology annotation, cellular component: proton-transporting V-type ATPase, V1 domain.
CAAUUGUUGAAGCUGCCGAAAGUCCGCGGUUGACGUCGGCCUCCCCAAGGCACUCCCGCCCCUCCGACUCUCUUCCCACGACAAACUCAACUCAACCAAGGCUGACGACUACAUCAAUCAUGAGUCUUCUUCGAUCUGGAAUCUGUAGAGCUUGCCGGCGCUCCCAGCUCCGCUGGCAGCGAGGCUUUGCGACCGCCGGUGGCGCGUCGUAUGACAACCGCGUCAAGUUGGUCGAAGUUGGACCCCGAGAUGGCCUCCAGAACGAAAAGAAGACGAUCCCGCUGGCGACCAAGAUUGAGCUGAUUGAGCGAUUGGCCCGGACGGGAGUUUCGACAAUUGAGGCGGGGUCUUUUGUGUCUCCGAAAUGGGUCCCUCAGAUGGCCAAUUCCAGCGAGAUUCUCGAGCAUAUCCUUCAACAAAAAGUUUCCUCCCCGGUGCCGAUCUCAUACUCUUUCCUGGCCCCCAACAUCAAGGGUCUACAAAACGCUGCGAAGCUCUUGAGCGAGAACCCCAAGGCUUUUGCGACACAGCUCACUCCCGCGAGCGAGGCCGAGGCUGUAUCGAAACCAUCCGUCGAGGUCGCCGUGUUUGCGGCUGCUACUGAGAGCUUCUCGCAGAAGAAUCUCAACUGUGACAUUCAGACAUCACUGGAGCGGUUCAAGGAGGUGAUCCAGGACUCCAAGGCCCUGGGUCUCCGCGUCCGCGCCUACAUCUCGGUCGUUCUCGGAUGUCCCUUUGAGGGAUUCGAAGUAGACCCACACAAAGUAGCUGAGAUUGCGGCGGACUUGUUGGAGUCUGGUGCGGACGAGAUAUCCUUGGGUGAUACGACGGGCAUGGGCACGGCGCCUCGGACCAGCGCGUUACUCAAAUGCAUGGCGUCCGCGGGCAUCAGGUCGGAGGAUAUUGCGAUGCACUUCCACGAUACGUAUGGACAAGCUCUGGUGAACACGGCCGUUUCGCUGGAGCACGGAAUCCGUACCUUUGAUAGCAGUGUGGGUGGACUUGGAGGGUGCCCUUAUAGCCCCGGGGCGACAGGUAACGUAGCGACGGAGAACAUGGUCUACUUCAUGGAGACGCUGGGGAUGGAUACAGGCAUCAGCUUGGAUGCUAUGACGGAUAUUGGAGCGUGGAUUACGAAGGAGCUGGGCAAGGGCAAUGAGAGCUCGCUCCCUCCUUCAACGCGCCAUUCUCGCCGCCUCCCCAUCUCGACCGCCUCCCUUUUCGCCCUCCCCUUCCGCUCCUCUACCGCCACCAUGGCCGACCCGCGCGAGUCGUCGUCGUACUCGGUCACCCCGAGGAUUCGCUACAACACUGUUGGCGGCGUCAACGGCCCGCUCGUCAUCGUCGAGAAUGUCAAAUACCCCCGAUACAACGAGAUCGUCACCCUCACCCUCGCCGAUGGCACGCAGCGAUCUGGUCAGGUCCUCGAAGCUCGAGGUGAUCGAGCCGUUGUCCAGGUUUUCGAAGGCACCCCCGGUAUCGAUGUCAAGAAGACCCGAGUCGAGUUCACCGGCCAGAGCUUGAAGCUCGGUGUGUCUGAGGACAUGCUUGGUCGUAUCUUCGAUGGUUCCGGACGAGCUAUCGACAAGGGCCCCAAGGUCCUGGCGGAGGACUACCUCGACAUCAACGGUAGCCCCAUCAACCCUUACUCUCGUGAAUACCCCGAGGAGAUGAUCUCCACCGGUAUCUCCGCCAUCGACACCAUGAACUCGAUUGCCCGAGGACAGAAGAUCCCUAUCUUCUCCGCCGCCGGUCUGCCCCACAACGAAAUCGCCGCCCAGAUUUGCCGACAGGCCGGCCUGGUCCAGAAGCAGGGCAUCACCAACAAAGGCGUUCACGAUGGCCACGAGGAGAACUUCUCCAUCGUCUUCGGUGCUAUGGGUGUCAACUUGGAAACCGCUCGUUUCUUCACCCGCGACUUCGAGGAGAACGGCAGCUUGGAGCGUGUCACCCUCUUCCUCAACCUUGCCAACGACCCUACUAUCGAGCGUAUCAUUACUCCUCGUCUCGCCCUCACCACCGCCGAAUACUACGCCUACCAGCUCGAGAAGCACGUCUUGGUUAUUCUUACCGAUCUUUCAGCUUACUGCGAUGCCCUUCGAGAGGUUUCCGCCGCCCGAGAGGAGGUUCCCGGUCGACGUGGUUUCCCCGGUUACAUGUACACUGACUUGUCCACCAUCUACGAACGAGCCGGUCGUGUAGCGGGUCGCAACGGAUCCAUCACCCAGAUCCCCAUCUUGACCAUGCCCAACGAUGAUAUCACCCACCCCAUUCCCGAUCUGACUGGCUACAUUACCGAGGGCCAGAUCUUCAUCGACCGUGCCCUGCACAAUCGCGGUAUCUACCCGCCCAUCAACGUCCUGCCGUCGCUGUCCCGUCUGAUGAAGUCUGCCAUUGGUGAGGGCAUGACGCGUAAGGAUCACGGUGAUGUGUCCAACCAGCUGUACGCCAAGUAUGCCAUCGGUCGUGACGCCGCUGCCAUGAAGGCUGUCGUCGGUGAGGAGGCUCUGUCAGCUGAGGACAAGCUGUCGCUGGAGUUCUUGGAGAAGUUUGAGCGCCAGUUCAUUGCCCAGGGUCACUACGAGUCGCGAACUAUCUACGAGUCCCUGGACCUCGCCUGGAGCCUGCUCCGAAUCUACCCCAAGGAUCUACUCAACCGUAUCCCCGCCAAGAUCCUCAACGAGUUCUACCAGCGUGCUGCCAAGGAGGCCAAGGCCAAGGGCAAGGCUCGCGCGGAGCAGCAGCAAGAGGAGAACUUGAUUGACGCCUAAAUGGACAAGUUGUCGGCGUUGCGAUAGAGACAGUAUAAUAUGAGCGCGCGCAGAAGGAGGAUUCGUCAAGAAAGCACUGUUUGCGAUGAUUGUUUACAUGUUGGAGGGCUCGUUGAUGAUGGGGAGAAAGGGGUAGGGACCAGCUGCAGCACAAGAGCAAGGCCUUGGCGUGCACAUAGGGAGCCGAGUUAAUGCCAUUCAAUUCCCGUCAGAACAGGUCACCAUGAAUUAUGAUGCAUGCAACUGAAGCACUUACAAGCAGAAG